GAAUUUUGUUUAUCCUCUACUUUUGUAUUUUUUCUUUUCCAUCAUUUUUAAUCUCUGACCUCCCUAUGACGGUUUUCACCCGGGGCCUCUUGCAGAUUGCACCCCUUGGGACCCGUUGCCCCAUUCUGUAAUAUAAAUCUAAGUUUUCUGUUUCUUGUGGCCUUUAUGAAUAAUAUUCCUUUAGUCAUGUCAUUAGUAUUAUUAUUAAUAAUGGUGAGAUAGACAGUGAUGUGUUACGUUAGUGACUGAUAGGAAAAAGAUGUAAGAAGUAGUCAGAGCUCGACAUCCAAGUGAAAACAAGCUCCAUCUGUACGUUGCCUCAUUAAAUGUGCGAGACCCCGUCCUAUUGGUGGGAUCCUCCUGGCACCUAGCUACUUUCCCACAACAGAUUGCAGGUGGCAGAGCAUCGCAGUCUGAAGGGCAUUUCCUACUCGGACUGCCUUUUAAUUAGACUUAAGGGCAGAGCGGAGCCUCGCAGGACCUGAAAGGGAAUUCAGGGCCGAGGCAGAUGGUGCGAAUGGCAGCUCCAAUGGAAAGUGAGCGAUGGAGGGGAGUGGAGGAGAGAAGUCAGGAGGGAGGUGCUGGGAAAAGGUGGAGACUGAGAGGGGCAGGGAUGGAGGCGAGCAGAGGAGGUGCUCAGUGGAGACGCUUCAAGCCAACUUUUGAACACUAGCACGUAUUUGACCUGCAGACAUAAGGUUUGUACACAAAGCCUGCGAGAGAGAAGCAUGAUUUGACUUCACAACACUCGCUCCGGCUUUCUGUCAGCGACGGAGUGAUGCCAGCAUAUGACCGCCCCACCAGUGACCGCCCGGACACCGUGGGACGAUGCUGCCUGUGGCUGUGAGACGUGACGGGCGGAAACAGGCUUCUUCAAACUCCAAUGCGGCGACGUGGCUGUGAGGCCUCAGGAGCGGUUCCAGAGAGAUGCUGAGGCGGCGGCUUGUGGCCCUGGCGGCGCUGGGCCUCUGCGGCUGCCUGUCGCUGCUGCACCUCCGGGCCUGCGGACCGGCGGCCCGCGGCGGCCCGCGGCCCCCGCCGUGGCCGGCGGGCGCCGCCAGCAGGGAGGGCGUCAUGGCGCUGCUGCAGGAGAGGGAGGACUCCCACCGCCAUUACAUCAACAGCCUGACCAAGCAGAUAGCGCAGCUGAAGGAGGCGCUGCAGGAGCGGACGCGGCAGCUGGAGGAGUCGCUGGACGCGGCCAGGACCAGGGGCGUGCUGCCGCGGGGGCUGGAGAGCCUGCACAAGACCCCCUCGCAGGCCGACCUGAAGGAGUUCUUCCGCGCGCAGCUGAACCAGGCGGAGGUGAGCGCGGGCGCGCGGCAGCCCGACGAGUACGCCGUCAUUCCUUAUGACACGUUCACGCUGCACAGGGUGUACCAGCUGGAGACGGGCCUGACCCGGCACCCGGAGGAGAGGCCGGUGAGGAGGGACCGCAGGGACGCGCUGGUGGGCACGGUGGAGACGGCGCUGCACGUGCUGAACGGACCUCGUCCGCACGCGGACGGCAGCCGCAGGAAGCACGCGUACUCCCCGGCAGACUUCGUGGAGGGCCUGAGCCGCACAGAGCGGGACAGGGGGAGCGUCUACGAGCUGACCUUCAGGGGCGACGGCCCGCGCGACUUCACCCAGCUCGUGUUCUUCCGGCCGUUCGGGCCGGUGAUGAAGGUGAGGAGCGAGCGCGUGGACACCGGCAGCAUGCUCGUCAACAUCAUCGUGCCGCUCUCCGGGAGGUCCGACGCGUUCCGGCAGUUCAUCAGCAGCUUCAGGGAGGUGUGUAUCCAGCAGGACGGCCGGGUUCAUCUCACUGUGGUCUACUUCGGUCGGGACCAGAUAGAGCAGGUCAAAGCCAUGCUGGACCAGACGACCAGAGAGACCCAGUUCCGGGGCUUCACUCUGGUCCAGCUGCACGAGGAGUUUUCCCGUGGGCGGGGCUUAGAAGUCGGGGCCAGGGCGUGGAGGCGGAGCCACAACGUCCUGCUCUUCUUCUGUGACGUGGACGUCCACUUCACGGCCGACUUCCUGACCUCGUGUCGUCUCAACACAGAGCCCGGCAAGAAAGUCUAUUACCCAGUGCUCUUCAGCCAGUACAACCCGUCCGUCAUCUACAGCAACCAGACCCGUCCGCCUCCUGUUAAACAACAACUGGUGAUGACGAAGGAGGCCGGAUUCUGGAGAGACUUUGGGUUCGGCAUGACCUGCCAGUACAGGUCGGAUUUCAUCAACAUCGGUGGCUUCGACCGCGGCAUCAAAGGCUGGGGCCUGGAGGACGUUCACCUCUACAGGAAGUACCUCCACAGCAAGCUGAUGGUGAUCCGCUCGCCGUCCCGCGGCCUCUUCCACCUGUGGCACGAGAAGAGCUGCGCGCACGAGCUCCCCCCGGACAAGUUCAAGAUGUGCAUGCAGACCAAGGCCAUGAGCGAGGCCUCGCACGGCCAGCUGGGGGCGCUCUUCUUCAAACCGCAGAUCCAGGCGCAUUUAAACGCCCACGGACGCAUGAAAUGAGAAACACGGGACACUGUGCUUGUUAAAGCCACUCAAGCAUUGCUAAGAAAUAGACAAAAAAAGGGUUUUAAUCCACUGGAACAACACCCCGCAAGAAAAUGACUUCAAGAUGAAUUGUGUUUAGGUUUUUUUUGUGAGAUAAUAAAAGUGUGAAGGACA
Molecule: messenger RNA, 2664 nt
Organism: Betta splendens (Siamese fighting fish)
Lineage: Eukaryota; Metazoa; Chordata; Actinopteri; Anabantiformes; Osphronemidae
Product: chondroitin sulfate N-acetylgalactosaminyltransferase 1-like
Exons: 10
Coding region: 928-2505 (525 amino acids)
Cellular component (GO): Golgi cisterna membrane
Molecular function (GO): glucuronosyl-N-acetylgalactosaminyl-proteoglycan 4-beta-N-acetylgalactosaminyltransferase activity
Source: RefSeq, a predicted model, not a curated record